AUGAAUAGUAGCACCUGGCAACAUCCAUUCGUGAACAUAUUCAAACAUUUCGACAUUGGUUCGACGAAAAAAUGCGCCAAACAAGGCGAUAUCACUGCUCUUAUGGAUCGUGAUUUGAAAUGCACGGUUUUCCGCAUCCGUGGCCUCGUUCCAGCGAACAAUUACAUUCAAUUUCCUGCACAACUACCCCAGCAAAAUCUUGCUUUGAUAGGUCGUCUGUUUUACAUCUUAUUUCGUCCUACCUAUGAUAAAUUCUUUUCCAUUCAUAUCGAUAUCCUUACUCACGAACAACAUGUUGUUCGUAUAUCAUUGUCAAAUCUGUAUCGCGAAAUGAAAGUCACUCAAACAUGUAUUCAGUUUCCUUAUACAUCGACAAGUCAGGACACGCAUUGGACAGUGCUGUGUUUGGAUUUAGAAUCUAUCGUUUUAACUUACAUGACAAAUCAACAUUAUCAUGUGGUUAAAUCCUUUCAAUUAUGUGGAAAUAUGAUGGUUAAAAAUUGUUUCUCAUCGCAAUUUUUCUACGAGCCUGUCAUGAGUCCACAUAAAGCCAAAAACAAAGGUUUGAAAUGCUCGGCGAAUCGCUCGCUGCCACGUGAACUAUCGUUUCCAAUUGGAAAAGAUGAAUCUUGGCACAGCAAAUAUGAUUUCAUUAUCAUUCCAAGUUCAUCCUCAAUAUCGGAUCUACCUUCCACAGAAGUUCUCAACGACGUUCGUUUACAAACACCUCGAGAAAUUAGUCAGUCAAUGACCGAUCUAACUUUGAACACCCACAGGACAAAUUCACCACGAGAUAGUCAACUCGCAACAGGACGUUCGGCAAACCAACCAAUUGAUCGUUUUCCAUCUUUGCCUGCCAUGCAUGAAUCAUCACUUCCAUCGGUUUCAUCACGCAGUAACAAUGAAGGUAUUCAUCUUUUUAUUAAUCCUCAAGCAAAUGGUGAUGAAUCUAAUUAUGAACUCCUACCAUUACCUACCGAUCGUUCCCAACAAUCACACAUACCCGAUCCAAUUCUUCGACUACGCACUAUUAUUGGCAUCGGCAAUGGUACGAACUACUGUCGAAAUCUUCUCUGGACACAGGAUGGAAAUUAUGUUCUCUAUCCUUCGAAUGCAGUCGUUGUGCAAAUGCAUGCGGAAACACAACAGCAACUAUUUUUUAUUGGGCAUACGGAUAAAGUGAGUGCAAUUGCAUUCAACGGAAAUUCUUCAUUACUAGCAACAAUACAAUCUGGACCGAAUGGUAUUCUUCGUUUGUGGAAAUUUGAGACUCGCCGUUGUAUUUGCGUGGUUCGCGUACCAGGUACAUGUAACCUACAUGCACUCGACUUUGGUAUUCGUAAUCUGACGGAUUCAUCGUCGUCCUUGAUUGUUGUUGGUCAUGGUGAACAUCCUCAACAAUCCCGCACUGUUGUUUGUGUUUAUAACACGUUAAAUGCACACAAAGGCUCAAUUGAUUUAAUCUGUCGAGCAACUACCGAUGCAACGAUCACGCAUGUACGCUUUGUUCCAUAUGAUUCAUCACGAUUCAUCUCCAUUGGUUCGGAUAAUAUUCGCUUUUGGCGGCUCAAGAACGGCAACGAUUUGAAAUCGAUGAGCAUAUCGGUUGACGAUCUCGAUCAUUUAGAAUAUACAGAUCUACAAUUUGAACAUUUAACAACCAGUAAAUUGAAUGAACUACUUGUUUAUAUAUCAUCCAAAAGUGGUCAUGUAUUAGAAUUAUUAUACGAUGAAAGACGUGUAACGAAAAUUCAUCGUCUAUUACCGAAAAAGCAUUCGGAUGGUUCCACGGAUAAGAUUACUAUGGGCGAUGGGCCAUCAAUUGGUAUUUGUGCAUUUGCUUGUACAAAUAAUUUCUGUAUUACAGGCUCAAAUGAUGGAUUUGUUCGAGUAUGGUCGAAUGACUUCACACAAGUUUACAUCGAAGCGAAACAUGACCAAGCGAUAUGUGGUUUGAGAACAUCACAUGAUCAAACGCGCGUAUUAAUCUCAACGAUCUCAGGUUCACUUGGAAUGUUGAAUCUCGUGAAUAAAGAACACUUGCAUCUCAUACGUGCACAUACGCAACGUGUCACUGAUAUUGAUUAUGAUGAUAUCAAAAAACAAAUGAUUAGUGUGAGUGAAGAUGGUACAAUAAGAAUCUGGUGUUUUCGAACAGGAAAACAAUUGUCCGAAUUUACCGCCGAAUGUGAAACACCUGUUGUUGUCACAUAUGCACCGAAUCGACAACUAUUCGCAUGUGGAUUUGACAAUGGAACAAUAAAAAUCUUCGAUUUGAAUUCAUCGACUAUUUCGACAGAGAUUACGCAUCAUACGACAAGUAUUACUGGUCUGCUAUAUGCUCAUAAUGGCGGCCGUCUAAUCAGUAGUGAUGAAGAAGGAAAUCUAUGUUUGUCGGAUGCGAAUGAUAAUUACAAAUUGCAACGUACAAUGUCCAAAGCGUUGUUUCCAUUACCAAAAGGUAUGGCAACAUUAUCGAUCAGUACAGAUGGUAAACACACUGCUUACGUUGGUCCAACCGAAUUUGUUGUUACUGUGGUCGAAACAAACAGUUUAAAUCAAACGCUCCGAAUUGAUAUAAGUAGCUGUGCUUUAAUAAGCAAUGAUCGACGAACAACGUCGUCAAAUGAAGCAGCUCUAUUUGUUCGUUUCGCACCGAACCGGCAAUUAUUAGUUGCAACUACGAAUUUGAAAUUACUUAAAUUCGAUUCACAUUCGGGAAAACUUCUCAACAUCAUAAGUAGUGUCCAUAAAAAUUCGUUUGAUUGUCUCGCUCUAUCGUCCGAUAGUCAAUAUUUGGUUACAGGAGGUGAUCAAAUGUUAAAGUUCUGGGACGAUGUGAAUUAUCAGAGUUUCGUUGGUCAUUCGGAGCCUAUACGAAAAGUAUUCUUUACGGAUGACAAUAUGCAUGUAAUUAGCAUCGGAGAUUCAAUCUUCAUCUGGGAUGUACUCGCAUGGACGACCCCAAGACCGAAUUUACUCGUUAAUAAUCAACAUAUUGCUCAUCCAGCAGUUGCUGAACGUGUACCUGUUCGAUCGAACUUUGAGACGAAUGGUCAACCAAGGAAUCCUCCAGAACCGUUUCAGUACAAUCAACAAACGAAUGACAAUACAGCACGAGCCAUAACACGAUCAUUGUCAAAUACCGAGUUGAAUAAAACAACUAAGAAAAUCAAUAAUAAGAAAUUUGUACUAAAACAAAACGAUCAUCUACCAGCGAUUCGACGUCAUUUCAUCCAACGAACUACUCAUUCACAACUAGCAAAAAAACGAUAUGUCGCUCCGGCUAACCAAGAAAGUCUUAAACUGCAAUCCGUGAUUGGUUAUAACGGAAACGGAAGAGAAAACCUCGCUUGGCACGCACACAAUGGAUUCUUUGCUUACACAGUUGGUUGUAAUGUGAUUGUAGAGAAUCUCAACAACAAUUAUCAAACAAUCUUAACUGGACAUUCUGAGGAAAUCUCGACAAUAGCGCUUUCCAAUGAUGUGACGAUCUUCGCAAGUGCUCAAUGUUCGUCGACCACAACGAAUAAAGAUGAAUUACAAGCGAAAAUUAUCGUUUGGGAUAUCAAAACACUUCGACAAAAGUUGUCUCUUCAUCAGACAGUUCAUGCGAUUCAAUCAAUGGCUUUCUCAAAAGAUGAUCGCUUUCUUAUCACAGUGGGUGACUAUCGCAAACCUCAGCUGACAUUAUGGUCAACUCAAGAUUUCACUAAUCUACUCAAUUGGCAAGAUGAAUCAUCAUCAUCGUAUAUAAAUUGUCUCACUUGGAAUCCCAUGCGUGCCAAUGAAUUCUGUCUUGGUUGUUCGAAUAAUCUCAUACGUUUCUGUACUAUUGUCGAACAAACCAAUGAUACGAAUCUACGAUUGCAAGUGGUUAAUGGUCAAGUGCCAUCGUCGAUUAGCGAACAUACGAAAAAGACAUGUGAGAUUACUGCAUGUACGUAUUUAAUAUCAAGUACAAAUCUCGUUCUUUGCUCGACUAACUGUGGCUUUAUAACCUGUUGGAAUACGCGAACAAAUGUGUGUUUACUUCAUUGGAAAGCUGAUGGCAAUGAAAUCUGCUAUAUGUCAUCGAUUAAACAUCAGUUAAUCACAGGUUCAUCGACAGGUUGUUUACGGCUGUGGAAUACUGAAAAUCUGGAAGUUAAUUUAGGAUUGCCAAAUAUGAGCGAUUCGAAUUAUGGUUUAACUAUUCAAGAUGAAUUCCAACUCGAUGAUGGAAUUAUUAGUGGAGCAUUUGACAAUAUUUUCGAUAUGGGAAUCAUUGGUACAUCAUGCGGAUCUCUGUGGUACAUUUGUUGGACAAGUGAACGAUCAAAAACUCGUCUUGUCGCUUCACAUACUGAUCGUAUUACGGGCGUUAUACCUAUCGAAGAUACACAUAUAGUUACCAGUAGUUUCGAUGGAACAAUUCGAAUUUUUCAAUUAGAAGAUCGAAAUGAAAUUCUUCGCUUUGAUGCCAAUGGUUUAAAAGUGACCUGCUUGACCUCGUGGGAUAACUCGAUUCUUCCAACAGCCGAUUCAUUUGGAGCAGCAAGUCCGAUCAAGAAUAUUCAAACAACGGUUCGCUCGAUUGUCGCUGGAUACAGUGACGGCACGUUACGAAUUUUUAAUCUUCUUCACGGGCAGAUGGUAUUGAAAUUGCAUCCACACACUGCAUCAAUUAGCGCGUUGCAUACACCAUCAAAAACGAUCAUUUGCCUUUCCGGAGCAGCAGAUGGUUCUGUCGCCGUGUCUGAUCUUGCUCAAGGCAUCGUUCUACGCGUAUUGAAUGAUCAUCGUGGCACUGCACCGAUCUGCAUGAUCGAUUCAAAACAAAUUCUCGAAAGUAAUUCUUACAUGUGUUUGAUUUCCAGUCAUGAUCGACGCGUUAGCUUAUGGAAAGCCAAUCAUCAGUUCGAUCUUUGUCAACUGAUCGACUGGUUAACGUUCUCCGCACCAUCUUAUCCACCGGAUGGUACGACCCACGAAAACAAUUGGCAGUCGUAUCCUCCAAGUUUAGCUCGAUUUAUCGACUCCAAUCUUUUGCUGUAUAUCGGUUAUGGUAUAGACAAAUCUAUUCAAAUCUAUAAUCUCGACACGAAACAGAUCGUGCGUACGAUUCCUCUGAGUCAAUGGUGCACAUGUUUCGACCUAUCAAAUCUGCAAUUCGAUCAUGACAAUGAGAAUCGUUUGAUCGCACUCGGCACGAGAGAUCGUUUAGUUCAAUUGAAAGAUUAUACUCAGGGUACAUUUCAGGAUUUUAUUGGUAACAGUGAUACAUUAACAAAUGUAAAAUUCAUUCAUAAAAAGUCGCAUGAUUUAUUAAUAACAACAUCAUCCAAUGAAAUAUUUGUUUGGAAAGUACUUUUAACCUAG
Messenger RNA from Adineta ricciae, 5361 nucleotides. The record is from the annotation of a GenBank genome assembly. Lineage: Eukaryota; Metazoa; Rotifera; Eurotatoria; Adinetida; Adinetidae.